AUGGUAGCUGCAGAAAAGGAAGCGCCCGUGGCGCAAAAUUCAUAUGCAUCACCACCUACAUUUCAGACAGAUGAUGUCGUUGCUAAAGAGGUCAACUCAGCCUCUGUGCCUCAGCCGGCGGUUUCACUUGUGUCGCCGCCAACUUCCUUGGCAGAUGAGACUGAUGUCCUCCAAGACCAUGCCGAUGCUGAGGGAGAGCAUUCUACGGUCCUUCAAACACCGACAUCCAAUGCUCGUCACUCUUCCCGUCAACCGCGUCAUGUAGAUCGAUACAUGCCUGAGGUCCAUGUUGUCAAGCCGUCGAAGUCAUCUGUACACACACCAAAUGCACGUCGCCCAUCGUUCGGCGCGUCAAGCACUAGCACGCAUAGAACUACUCCUGGUCCAUCGUCGGGUUCGAAGAAGUCUUCGUCACGUCCGUCGUCAUCACACGCAAAGACUCCAACCGCUGAUAAGAAAAUUGACCGGCAUGCCACGUUGACGUCCCCUGGUCAGACCAGCAAGCAUAUGAAGCGUGAGCGAACGACUGGGGCAGACGGUGAGCCAGAUGCUGAGAGCAUGCGUUUAAUCCGCGAACUUCAAGAACAGGAAUUUGGCCUACGAAAGCGAGCCACGAGAGCGUAA
Molecule: messenger RNA, 624 nt
Organism: Aspergillus oryzae RIB40
Lineage: Eukaryota; Fungi; Ascomycota; Eurotiomycetes; Eurotiales; Aspergillaceae
Exons: 1
Coding region: 1-624 (207 amino acids)
Source: RefSeq, a predicted model, not a curated record